CUAUUCAAAUAUGUUCCUUGUUCACAUCUUGGAAGGCUAUGGAGGUUAUCGUAUAGAUGGCUGAGUGUUGAUAAAAACAGCUGUAUAGAUUAUUUUGAUUUCAACUUUGAUUGUUACCUUUUUUACAAGUAUCACUUAAAUUAUCUAAUUUUAUCUAUUUAUGUCAUUCAUCUUUGUUUCUAACGUGCUUUACGGAAUAUUUAUUGCUACAUUGCUACAUGUGAUUACUCCAAAGGAAUUAAAUAUUUCUAGUUGUUGAAGCUCAAUCAAAUGAGCUCGUUUAUAGUUUAUUUAGAUGACAUCUUCACCAAAAUUUCAUCAUUGUGACCAAUUAAUCAAAUUUUAUAACUGUUUCAUUAUUCGUGAUGGUCAACUAGUAAAAGAGGAUUUCUGGAUUAAAAGUGGUAAAAUUAUAAACCCAGAGCCAAUCUUCUAUGAUGAAAAAUCAAAACCUGAUGUUGUGAUAGAUUGUAAACAUAAUAUAAUCGCUCCAGGAUACAUUGAUCUCCAAAUAAAUGGUGGAUAUGGAUUCGAUUUUUCCAACGACAAUGUUGAUAUUGAAAAAGCUAUUGACAGUGUUGCUAGAGGCAUAGUUGCAUCAGGCGUGACUUCAUUUUGUCCAACUUUAAUCACUCAAUCGCCUGAAUCAUAUAAAAAGAUCAUUCCAUUCAUCCAUCGACGACCAGGAAGCCUUGAAAAUGGAGCCUCUAUUCUUGGUUUACACCUUGAAGGGCCUUUCAUCAACCGCAAGAAACGAGGAGCUCAUCCAGAGCAUCUGGUUCGUGAUAAUAUCAUGAAAUCUUUCAAUGAACUAGUUGAUGUUUAUGGUACCUUGGAAGAUGUGGCAAUAAUUACUCUCGCUCCAGAAUUGGAUGGAGGAUCAAUAAUAAAAGAAAUAGUUUCUCACAAUAUAAUCGUUUCCAUGGGACAUUCAGUGGCAACUUUGAAUCAGGGUUAUGUGGCUAUUUCAAACGGAGCCAAUUUCAUCACUCAUCUAUUCAAUGCAAUGUUACCGUUUCAUCACCGUGAUCCUGGCUUAGUUGGAUUACUCGCCCAUUCUUAUCCAAAUUCAUCUAAAGUCCCUGUUUAUUAUGGGAUAAUUGCUGAUGGAAUUCAUACACAUGAUGCUGCUUUGCGAAUUGCAUAUCAAACCAAUCCAGAUGGCCUUGUUUGUGUAACCGAUGCUAUAUCUGCUCUUGGAUUGGAGCCAGGAAAGAAGCACAAAUUAGGGGAACAAUUUAUCGAAAUUUGCGAUUCAAAAGCUUUUAUUGCCGGAACUGAGACACUUUGUGGAUCAAUUGCAACCAUGUCUCAAUGUGUUCGUAAUUUGAAUGCUGUAACAAACUGUGGGAUAGUAAAGGCUGUCGAGUGUGCAUCUCUACAUCCAGCUCAAGUAUUAGGAAUCACUGAAUUCAAAGGCACUCUCAAUUUCGGAUCAGAUGCUGACUUUAUUAUCCUAGACAAUCAAUUAAAUGUUUUGGCUACUUUUAUCGGUGGACAAAAAGUUUGGAUUGCUGAUCAUUUCCCUAUCAAAGCUGCGCAAUUAAGCUAAUGAGCGUUUUCAACGCUUCUCUAGAGAGUCUCUUACAUAGAGUAUUUACUUAUGAAUUUUUUACGGCUAUAACUUAAAAUAAUCUAGAUUUCUACUCAUUAUAUAAACUAGAAGCAAUUUGAAAAGCCAUGUUGAUCCUCGUCGAAGACGAUUUUCCUACAGUUUUAAACAAUACAGUGAUUUUAAAAAGAAAACGAAUGUACCUCAAAAAGUAGGAAAUUUUUCUUAAAAACAAUGAAAUGGGGAUCAACAGAUUAGCUCUUUGCUAAUCCUUGUCUUACCUUGGGUGAAAUGUUUCUUAUUUACUUUGAAAUGUUCGUUAUUGUAUUUUAUUAUAAUUACAUCAAAAUGUAAAUGGAAAGAUUUCGUAUCGAAUUUUCGCCUUAAUUUGUCAAAACUGGAAUGAAAUAAAAUUUUAAAAUCUAA
Messenger RNA from Tetranychus urticae (two-spotted spider mite), 1978 nucleotides. Its product is annotated as N-acetylglucosamine-6-phosphate deacetylase. Lineage: Eukaryota; Metazoa; Arthropoda; Arachnida; Trombidiformes; Tetranychidae. Gene Ontology annotation, molecular function: N-acetylglucosamine-6-phosphate deacetylase activity. The record is from RefSeq and is a predicted model, not a curated record. Gene Ontology annotation, biological process: N-acetylglucosamine catabolic process.